AUGAUUAAAAGUAAAAAACAAAAAUCGCCAUCAAUCAACACCCAGAAACCAUCAGUUACUAAACAAACAAAGCAAAACAAAUUCUACUACUUGAACAUGAUAUUCGAAUUCACGAAAAUGUUUUUUGACAUGAGCACCAUCCACGGAUUCCCGCACAUUUCGCAAGAUGGUCGACAUCCUCUUGAAAGAGUUCUUUGGAUACUUCUUGUAACAGUAGCUGCUUGCGGGGCGGGAAUUUUAAGCAGCCUCACUUUGACGAGAUACAGAGAAAAUCCCACAGUAAUAUCGAUGGAAAGAGACAGGUUUUCUUGGAAUACCUCAUUUCCUCCUGCUACUAUUUGUUCCAGCAAAAAAUACGAUCCUGAUAAACUAGAGAAAUUUGUUAACGAAAAUGAAGAUAUUAAAAAUAAAACUCUAUACAAAGAUUUCAUUAUAACCCUUCUGGAGGCUAGUUAUUUGAAUUUGGAUUCUGUUAUCGAUUACGAAGGAAUUGAUAGUGAGGAUUUUGUUAAAUUGAUUUACAAGUUCAGCUUUCCAUUAAAGAUGGAUAUUACGAAUUCAGCUGGUAAUAACAAGUUUCUCAGUGUCCAGGAAACUUAUACUGAAAUGGGACGGUGUUACAGUUAUAAUUCGCAGUUGGCCAUUUAUAAUUCUUACGAAUAUAGAAACAAUGGGAGUUGGAAAUUAUUACCAGAGACAGAAAUUUUUUAUAUAAAUCCUCUGGAAGGCGAAGUAUUUGUGAACAUGAUUAACGUAUCCAGUGGGUACAAGGUAUAUUUCCACGGUCCUUACGAAGUGAUCGACAUGGCUACGAAAAACAUCGAAGUGCCGAGCGGUAAUUUUUUACAAUUUUACCUGUCAGCUCUAACGAUUUUUUCCAGCGAACGUACCAGAAGUCUCAGCGUCAAGCAAAGACAAUGUCGUUUCUAUUACGAAAGCAAUUUAGCGCAUUUUCCGUUUUAUUCCUAUGCCGCUUGCAGAAUGGAGUGCAGAAUAAAGUUGGCUAAAGAGUUUUGCGGUUGCUUGCCGCAUUUUUACAGAAAAUUGGAAGGGGAAGAAGUUUGCGAUGUAAAAGGCUUGCAUUGUCUCUCAAAAUAUAGAGAAGACCUGGUAUUUCUAAAAAACCAAUGCUCCUGCGUGGCAAACUGUGACGAAACAGUUUACGUCAUCGAAUUCAGCGAUCAAAGAGACUGGUUUCUGGGCUCCACUUUGCAAUGGGGUAUGGUGGAAUACCCAAAAAUGAGAUUAAAAAGAGACGUCAUUUUCGGGUUUUCUGAUCUAUUGGUGUAUAUUGGUGGAAUGGCGGGCUUAUUUUUGGGAUGCAGCGUUCUUAGUUUCAUUGAAAUUGCGUACUUUUUUACAUUAAGGUUAUUUUGGUUCGUUAAAAACUUUGAUAAACGCACAAAGUGA
This is a messenger RNA of Psylliodes chrysocephalus, 1410 nucleotides long. NCBI's taxonomy places the organism in Eukaryota, Metazoa, Arthropoda, Insecta, Coleoptera, Chrysomelidae. The record is from the annotation of a GenBank genome assembly.